Messenger RNA from Camellia sinensis, 672 nucleotides. RefSeq lists its product as uncharacterized. NCBI's taxonomy places the organism in Eukaryota, Viridiplantae, Streptophyta, Magnoliopsida, Ericales, Theaceae. The record is from RefSeq and is a predicted model, not a curated record.
AUGCCUUCUUCGCCUCCUCCGGUCCAAGUUGUGUUGGAUAAUAAUGACAUCAUUAACCUCACUCAGAAAUUCAUGAAGAUGAAACCGCCGACCUUCUUGGGUGGUAUUGAACCAUUGAAAGCGGAGACUUGGUUACUAGAAAUAGAGAAGUUAUAUGAAGUAUUUCCUUAUACUAAGACUCAGAAGGUUUUAUUGGCCACUUACACUUUUAAAGAUGAAGCUCGGAGAUGGUGGUUAUUAAUCCGAAGUAGUAAUGAGAAUAUGACCUCGGCUCAAUUCAAUGAGAUCUUCUAUAACAAGUAUUUUCCUCAGUACUUUUGGGAUCAGAAAGUUUCUGAAUUCCAAGAAUUGAAGCAAGGCAGAAUGUCUGUAGCCAAGUAUGAGGCUAAGUUUACUGAGUUGGCCAGAUUUGCUUCUCAUAUGGUCGAUACAGAUUAUAAGAAGGCCCGAAAAUUUGAAGAGGGCUUAGACCUGGAUGUGUAUGAUCGACUGGGCGUAUUGAAAUUGCCUACUUAUUUGGAAGUGCUUGAUAGGGCAUUUAUGGUAGAGGCCAUACUAGCAACAAAGAAACAAGCUACAACUCCAACACUAAAUGGAGAGGUAAAAGGCCGGAUUCAGUUUCAAGAAGGGCCGAUCAUUUUCGAAGAAGCAAAAUAUUGGAUCGUCAAGUAG